Arachis stenosperma is the source of this 1638-nucleotide messenger RNA. Its product is annotated as CBS domain-containing protein CBSCBSPB1-like. Bases 1 to 1638 code for a protein of 545 amino acids. Lineage: Eukaryota; Viridiplantae; Streptophyta; Magnoliopsida; Fabales; Fabaceae. The record is from RefSeq and is a predicted model, not a curated record. The transcript has 14 exons. Gene Ontology annotation, molecular function: protein binding.
AUGGCAAAUCACGGUCGAAGGAGUGUGUCAUUGACCAAUAGUCCCUCGCGCCCUAAGAAGAAGAAAAACUUCUCUUCCGAGCUUUCAUCCCCUGAUAUUCGAAAAUCCUUUACCCCUCAACGCACGGGAGAGAGAACUGUGAGGUCAUUAAGACUUUCAAGAGCAUUGACAGUGCCUGACUCAACAAGUAUUUCUGAAGCAUGUCGUCGUAUGGCUGCUCGCAAAGUCGAUUCUCUUUUACUAACCGAUUCGAAUGCUUUGCUCUGUGGAAUCCUGACGGACAAGGAUAUAGCUACAAGAGUCAUUGCGCGCGAGGUUAAUCUUGAAGACACACCCGUUUCCAAGGUUAUGACAAGGAAUCCAGUAUUUGUCCUUUCCGAUACUCUUGCUGUGGAAGCACUCCAAAAGAUGGUUCAAGGAAAAUUCAGGCAUUUACCUGUGGUGGAAAAUGGAGAAGUUGUUGCCAUACUUGACAUAGCAAAGUGUUUGUAUGAUGCCAUUGCGCGCCUUGAAAGGGCAGCUGAGAAAGGAAAGGCAAUUGCAGCGGCUGUUGAAGGUAUCGAAAAACAUUGGGGACCAUCUGCUUCUGGCUCCAAUUCCUCAUUCUUGGAGACUCUUCGGGACCAGAUAUUCAAGCCUUCUUUGUCUACGAUCAUUCCUGAGAAAUCAAAGGUUAUAACAGUUUCACCAACGGACACAGUUUUGGCAACAACAAAGAAGAUGCUUGAACUUCGUGUCAGUUGUGCUGUUGUCAUGGUUGAUGACAAACCUUGUGGUAUCCUCACUUCAAAGGAUAUCUUGAUGCGAGUAAUAGCGCAAAACCUUCCUGCAUCAACAACUCUUGUUGAGAAGGCCAUGACUCCAAAUCCAGAAUGUGCAAAAGUUGAUACACCGAUUGUUGAUGCACUUCACACCAUGCAAGAUGGAAAAUUUUUACAUCUUCCAGUGCUUGAUAAAGAUGGCACUGUUGUUGCCAUGCUUGAUGUGAUACAUAUUGCUCAUGCUGCUAUUGCAACAGCUGGUCAGGUUGGAAAUACUGCCAAUUUGAACACUGAAGCUGCCGACUCCAUGAUACAAAAGUUUUGGGAUUCGGCCAUAUCCUUAAGUAGUCCAAAUGAUGAUGACGACGACGAUUCACGAAGUGAUAGUUCCUUGAAAAUUGCUCCUGAGGGAAGAGAAAUAGGGAGAACCACUCCUUUUAAUGCAGCAAGCAUGCUGCAGCAAGCAUUUUCUUUCAAAGUACAAGAUAGAAAAGGCAGACUUCAUAGAUUCACAUGUGAUACUCGGAGCUUGACAGAUGUUAUAGCUUCCAUUUCUCAGAAAGUUGAUAAUGAUAUUGACUCUGAUAAUAACCUGCCCCAGAUUAUGUAUGAAGACGAAGAGCAUGAUAAAAUUGUACUAGCUUCAGACAGUGAUCUUGCUGCAGCUGUGGAACACGCAAAGGCAGCUGGUUUAAAGGGAUUAAGAUUGCAUUUAGAGUACUCGGGGCAAAAUGAUAACCAAAGAAACUCUAGCAAGGAGAGUUUGUUGGCAUACACAAACACAAGUUUAAUGUGGCCCUCAACAUAUAGUGUGGUUGCAGCUGGAGCUGUAAUCGUUGCUGGCUUAAGUCUAUUAGCAUUCUUCAGGCGAAGGUGA